UAAGCAGGUAGCGCAAGGCAAACUCUUUGCUUUUUGUUACUAUUUUCUGUCCAUGAUCACAGCACAACAAUAUGGGAUCAUACGAUAGCGACUCCUCUGGAGAGGACCAAGAUUUCACCGAAACCAAUGUCCUUCUUGGUUACACCUCCAAGGAUGCCGGCAGCGAGACCGUGAGCCGUUUGGGAGGACGCCCGGACUGGCUCGUCACGGACAAGCCACCGACGGCGGCGCUGGCGCGGUGCAAAGUCUGCAAGGACCUCACGGUCCUCCUGCUGCAGCUCAACGGCGAGCUGCCCGAGCGCUUCCCCGGCCACGAGAGGCGCAUCUACGUUUUCGCCUGCCGCAAGAAGUCAUGCAGGCGACAGGCGGGCUCCAUCCGCGCCAUAAGAGGCCUGAGGGUGUCGGCCGCGGCCGCGGCGGCUGCGGCGGCGGCUGCCGAGAAGAAGGCGGUGGCGGAGAAGCAAAAUGCGGCGGCUGCCAAAGAGGCAUCCAAGCCUGUGACUAGCACCGGCCUGGGGGAGUCGCUGUUCGGCGUCAAGGCGCCGUCAGGCGGCGCCAACCCCUUCGCGGCGCCCGGCGCAAAUCCGUUUUCCUCGGCACCGCAGGCGUCUGCUGCCAACCCCUUCAGCACCAAGCCCCAGGCGCCCGAGCCCGCGAAGGAGGAGAAGCAGAAGGAGAACGCGCAAAAAGAAGAGCUAAAAGCAACAAAAUCCGUCGCCGAGCUGCCCCAAACCUUCGCCGAGAAGCUGGCACUCAACAACCCCCAAGCGCCAUCCGGCCCCCCGCCGCCACCGGAGCCGUGGCCGGCCGAGUCGGAGCCGGGCCAGCCGCGGCCGUACCCGGUGUCCUGGAUCGCCGAGGCCGAGUACGAGACGCUAGACCCGACGCCGAUGCCGAGCGUGCCGACGGGCCCGACGGUCAUGGAGCUGGACGAGGAGGCGGCCGGCGGCGGCAGCAGCGGCGGUGGCAAGGGCAAAGAGGACAAGGAGGUGUUCGAGUCGAGCAUGGACACGGACUUCCAAAAGUUCGCCGACCGCGUCGGCCAGAACCCGGACCAGGUCAUCCGGUACGAGUACGCUGGCGCCCCGCUGCUCUACAGCCGCGGCGACGACGUCGGGCGCGCGCUGGGGGCCGCCGAUGACGAGGAGGAUGGCGGCAGAAAGGUCAAGGCGGCGGGCGGGAUGCCGCCGUGCGCAAACUGCGGCGCCGCGAGGGUGUUUGAGGUGCAGCUCACGCCGCAGGCCAUCGCGGACCUCGAGGCCGGCGGCGAGGACGGGCUCGACGGCAUGGACUGGGGCACCGUCAUCGUCGGCGUCUGCUCGCGCGACUGCCAGGAGAGGGCCGCGGGCGACGGGGAGACCGGAUACCUGGAGGAGUGGGUGGGCGUCCAGUGGGAGGAACUUAUGGUGAAGAGGUGAAGAGACGAAAAGUAAUACACUUUGCGCAUGUUAGCGCCACAACUAGAGAAUCCGCUUAGACAAGAUGAGGAGCAAUCGAGUGCCAUUGAUGCCGA
Gaeumannomyces tritici R3-111a-1 is the source of this 1513-nucleotide messenger RNA. RefSeq lists its product as hypothetical. The transcript has 2 exons. The coding region runs from base 72 to 1418 and encodes 448 amino acids. Lineage: Eukaryota; Fungi; Ascomycota; Sordariomycetes; Magnaporthales; Magnaporthaceae. Gene Ontology annotation, biological process: maturation of SSU-rRNA. The record is from RefSeq and is a predicted model, not a curated record. Gene Ontology annotation, cellular component: cytoplasm.